Messenger RNA from Penicillium angulare, 648 nucleotides. RefSeq lists its product as uncharacterized. Lineage: Eukaryota; Fungi; Ascomycota; Eurotiomycetes; Eurotiales; Aspergillaceae. The transcript has a single exon. The coding region runs from base 1 to 648 and encodes 215 amino acids. The record is from RefSeq and is a predicted model, not a curated record.
AUGAAAUUAAGUACACUGAUCUACUUUUUAACAGCUUCAGCUGUGGCAGCCGACCCACAGCCUGAAAAACGAGAUGCCACCAGCGUUUCACCAACAGCAACAGCAACGACAACAGGUGGAUUUAACCUAGCAUCGCUGGAGAACGCCAUGUUCGUUUUGUCUUCCUCCAUCAAUAUCAAAAAUGAAGAAAUGCUAACCCUCUCUAGAAUAAACUUAGCAAACCAAACAGCAACAGGCAACUUCGGGAACAUCUCUCCACCUCCCAAGACCCUUCUCGGCGAGAUCCUCUCUGUCGUCCCAAUGUCAGUCGUCGGAGAGCUGAUGGACGCAAAUUCUCGCAGUGCCCUCGCAAGUGAGCUUAGUGCCGGCAACACGCCAGCCUGGUAUUCCAGUCUCCCCGCCGAUGUGAAGAGCUACAUGGCUAUCGUGCGGUCCCAAAUCUCCGGAGGUGCCUUAACAGCUACUACUGGAUUGGCAUAUCAGACUACAUCUACGACUGCGAGCGGAGUGAGUGCCACCGGUACCGCGAACACAGCGACCGGGGGAACGUCAACAUCUAGUGGGAUGGCGGUGGCGGCGCAACCGACCGUGUUCGCAGGGUCUAUGAUUGGAGCAUUGGGUGUGCUUGGGUUGGCAUUGGCGUUAUGA